CCGGCUCUCUCUUGGAGUUUUAUAAAACCCCAGCGGUCUUAUCCUUCUUCUCUUUCAACUUUCUCAGAAAUGCUUCUACUCUCCCAAUUUCAUGCGCUAUAACACCAACGUCUUAGCCUUCAUCACCGCCCUAUUAUGUAUACUACUGCUACUACUACUACUCCAUUCUUCACUACCCCUACUCCUCAAAAUCUAUUCUUCAAUCGCCCUAAUAACCGAAUCCGCUUGAAAAAAUUCCCUGUUAAAUCUUCCUGUGAAGGAGAUAAACCCAAAAAUUCUCUUCUAGUUCCUAUAACUUCAGCUCCAGCUAGACUUCUUCUAGAGUGUUCUAUCACCAAAAAUGACACAAUAAUACCAGAUAGGUAUAAUAAUGACCAAAAUCCUCUGAAACCCUUUGUAAAGCCUUUAGUCUACACAUUAUUCUCUGUUGCUUUUACAUUUUGCCCCAUUCUAGGAUUUCAAUUGCCUCCUGCUAUCGCUGCUCCGCCCGCGGCAGCUGAGCUGAUUAACAAAACAAAAAAGAAAGGUAGUAGUAAAGGGGAACAUGUGUAUUCACAUUGUACUAAGAGAUUGUUAGAGACAGUCUCGGGGUUGCUUAAAGUUAUAGAGGAGGUGAAGUACGGUAAAGAGGAUGUAAGAUGUGUGGAGGAAAAGCUAAAAGAUGUGAAGAUGAAGAAGAAGGAGUUGCAAGAGGAGAUCAUGAAUGGUCUCUAUGUGGAACUGAGAUUGUUAAAUGGGGAAAAAGGCGCGUUGGUGAAGCGUUCAGAGGAGAUUAUUGAUGUAGUGCUGAAGAUUAAGAGGGAGGAGGAAAGUUUAUUGAAGAAGGCUAAGGGCAAUGAAGAUGCAGUAGUAAAGGGAAAAGUUGCGAAAUUGGAUGAGGAAGUGAGACGGAGCGGGGAGGAAUAUAAUGGAUUGUGGGAAAGGAUUGCUGAGAUAGACGAUGAGAUUAUGAGGAGAGAAACACUUGCAUUAAGCAUUGGUGUGAGGGAGCUUGCUUCUAUUGAGAGGGAGUGUGAAAUCUUGGUCAAGGAGUUUCUAAGGAAAAUGAGGCUGGAAAGCAUCAGGAGUGUGCCUAAAAACUCUCUCACCAAGCUUUCUAGAUCUGAGAUAAAAGAAGAGCUGCAAACUGCUCAAAGACAAUUAUUAGAGCAGAUAGCUCUACCCAGUGUUUUGGAAAAUGAAGAGAAUGUACUCCUUUUUGAUCAAGACUCUAUGGUGUUUGCUCAUCGAAUAGAACAAACACUUAAGAACUCCAGAGAGAUGCAACAGAGUCUCGAGAGUCGUAUUAAGAAAAAAUUGAAGAGAUAUGGCGAUGAAAAACGUUUUGUUGUAAACACGCCAGCAGAUCAAGUUGUCAAGGGUUUCCCUGAGAUUGAAUUAAAGUGGAUGUUUGGAAACAGGGAGGUCGUAGUUCCAAAGGCCGUUAGCCUCAAUUUGCAGCAUGGUUGGAAGAAAUGGCGUGAGGACGUUAAAGCAGAGCUCAAGAGGGAUUUGCUGGAGAAUGUUGAGCAUGGUAAAAAGUACAUGGCUGAAAAACAGGUAUGUUUUGCUGAAAUGCUUAGAUCUGCCUGCUUAUGCUAGGUAGUGCAAUCAUCCGCUUCUACUUUUGCCUUUCUAUUACUAUCAGUUUGAUAAUUUAUCAUUAAAUUGAUCAUCUUGGAAUUCCUCUUGUGGCUCAUUGCUAUCCAUAACUUAUCUUUUCCUCUGUAGU
Nicotiana tabacum (common tobacco) is the source of this 1711-nucleotide messenger RNA. The record is from RefSeq and is a predicted model, not a curated record. Lineage: Eukaryota; Viridiplantae; Streptophyta; Magnoliopsida; Solanales; Solanaceae.